Nyctereutes procyonoides (raccoon dog) is the source of this 1305-nucleotide messenger RNA. RefSeq lists its product as uncharacterized. Gene Ontology annotation, molecular function: nucleic acid binding. The transcript has 4 exons. The record is from RefSeq and is a predicted model, not a curated record. Bases 80 to 916 code for a protein of 278 amino acids. NCBI's taxonomy places the organism in Eukaryota, Metazoa, Chordata, Mammalia, Carnivora, Canidae.
UGAGCGGAUACAGUUUGGAACGGCUACAUCUCUAAACCCGGCCACCUUGCUUCCAGAAACCGAGUCCCCCUCCCUAGUAAUGCAUGAUUGUCACCAGAUCCUAGCUGAAGUCCAUGGCACCAGAGGGGACUUGACGGACCAGCCUUUGCCAGAUGCUGAAGCAACCUGGUACACCGAUGGGAGUAGCUUUCUACGAAAUGAGGCUGUCCGGACACCGGGGCAACUCUCUCUCGAGUACUCAGACAGCGACCUAGAUAUCGUCCAGCAAAUAGGGGCAAAAUAUGACGAGCAAAUGAAGGUCUGGAAACACCAAGGGAAGACGGUCCUGCCCCAGAAAAGGGCCAAAGAACUGGUGACUCACCUCCACCGAUGGACUCACCUCGGACACAAAAAAUUAAAAGCACUCCUCCGGAGAGAAGGCUGGACAGAAGCUUUCCCCACCAAGCGAGAAACCGCCCAGGUGGUUGUCAAGAAAAUCCUGGAAGAAAUUUUCCCCCGGUUUGGACUGCCCAAGGUAAUAGGGUCGGACAACGGCCCCGCCUUCAUCUCCCAGGACAGGCUAAAGGCGCUCCAGAUUAUCCAGCACCAGAUCUGGAAACCCCUUGCGGCUGUCUACCGCCCCGGGGACACAACCGGCCCACACCCGUUCCAGAUCGGGGACUCCGUCUACGUCAGGAGACAUCAGUCCAGGACGCUUGAGCCCCGCUGGAAGGGCCCAUAUACUGUCCUACUGACCACCCCAACCGCCUUAAAGGUAGACGGCAUUGCUGCUUGGGUCCACGCCUCACACGUCCAGCGCGCCCCAUCAACGAGCACCGCUGACGCCAGCCAGGACAGACCGGACGAGCCACUCCAAUGGAAGCUCCACCGCACCCAAAACCCGCUCAAGAUAAGACUUUCAAAAAUUGUUCAAUGACAGUUGUUAUAUUCCUACCUCUCCUAGCGCUCUUCACCUCCGCCAAAGGUGACCCUCAUGCCCUCAAAAGGUUAACCUGGCAGGUACUAACGUCUGGGGGUGACGAGGUCUGGUCUAUAACUAAGACCGCCCCCGUGGGAACCUGGUGGCCUAACCUAUAUCCUGACCUAUGCAAGCUAACCAUAGGGGCCCCUAGCCCAUGGGACCUAGAGGGAUACUUCGACACCUCUAGAGCCCCUAACCAAGAAAGCCCUCCAGGGCGACUGGGAUUAGACCCAUGGGGAGGAUGUGGCACGCCUGACAGAAGGGCCAUGCUAAGCACUCUUCCCUUUUAUGUCUGUCCCGGGCACCACAGAGAUCGCAGGCUAAAUCCCACCUGUGGAGGAGGG